AGGCUCAGUCGGUAAACUUAUUCACCUAUUGGGUGAUUUGUUAAUCAACAAAAGAGGAAGUCCAUUCUUUACAUAUUUGCUUUUGCACUUUGUAUGGCUUAACACAUUGUUCUGUACGUACAUAAACAAUAGCUGAGAUGGAAUUAUAAACAGAGUCUAAAAAGAAAGAAUGGAGUGAAAGUUAAUGGUAGAGAGUUUAUGUAAUAUCACACUAAUUUUGUAUUAUUUUACGUUCUUUUAUUUUCCAUUGCACUGAAUGAUUUUAUUGACUCACUGCUAAUAACGUGCAUGUUAUGAUUUUCGGAAGAUGUGCCAUUUUGGCAACGGUUCGCCAAAUAUCUGAAUUUUCUAAACAAUUUCACAAUAGCAACAAAGGCAUUUCGUUUUCUGAUAGUGUGUUCCGUGCAGGGAACCGUCGACAAAUUGAAAGAUCCAGUCAGGAUUUCCCAGUAUUUCUACCACUGUGUGCUGGAAUGGCUUCCACAUCUGGACACGUAACCAGUCAUGGUGCAGUCAAGGAACAGAACAGGCUGUCUCUUGAAAAAUCCCCAUAUCUUCGGCAGCAUGCUACAAAUCCUGUACAAUGGUAUCCAUGGGGCAAUGAAGCUUUGGAGAAAGCGCAAAGGGAGGACAAACCCAUUUUCCUCUCUGUUGGAUACUCUACUUGUCAUUGGUGUCACGUUAUGGAGAGAGAAUCUUUUGAAAAUACUGAAAUAGCAUCAGUCAUGAAUAAAUUUUUUGUAAACAUUAAAGUUGACCGUGAGGAAAGACCUGACAUCGAUAAGAUUUACAUGACCUUCAUACAGGCAAUUUCAGGACAUGGCGGAUGGCCCAUGAGUGUGUUUCUAACACCAGAUUUAAAACCAAUAACAGGUGGUACAUACUUUCCACCUGUUGAUAAAUAUGGUCAACCAGGAUUCAAAACAAUUCUACUUAGUGUUGCUCACAAGUGGGCUGAGAAUAAAAGUGACAUUUUAGAAUCGGGAUGCCGAAUCCUGGACAUAUUAAUGAGGUCCACUAGAGAUAGCAGACAGCCAAAAGAACGCAUUAUUCCACCAAUUGACGUCGGAUACACUUGCGUCCGACAACUAGCUAGUAGCUACGAUGAUGAAUUUGGUGGAUUUACAACUGCACCAAAAUUUCCUCAGCCAGUCAAUUUUAACCUGCUUUUUCAUAUGUAUGCAAGAGAACCAACUGGAGCAUUAGGUGAACAGUGUUUAAAAAUGUGUCUCCAUACUUUGAAAAAGAUGGCACAUGGUGGAAUACAUGAUCACAUAGGCCAAGGGUUCGCUAGAUACUCUGUUGAUGGCAAAUGGCAUGUGCCACAUUUUGAAAAAAUGUUAUAUGAUCAGGGUCAACUUUUACGAUCAUAUACAGAUGCUUAUAUCGCAAAAAAGGAUGCGUUUUUUUUAGAAACCAUUGACGACAUUGUAACGUAUGUUACUCGAGAUUUACGGCACAAGGAAGGAGGAUUUUACAGUGCAGAAGAUGCUGAUUCACUACUUAGUCAUGACUCUAAUAUUAAACGAGAGGGAGCAUUUUAUGUUUGGACACAUGAUGAAGUAGAGGAUCUCUUGUCUAAAGAAAUUCCAAAUCAUGAUAAUUUGCGUCUCUCAGAUAUAUUUUGCUAUCAUUAUAACGUCAAGCCAGAGGGCAACGUUGCGGAGCAUCAAGAUCCGCAUGGAGAAUUAACAGGGCAAAAUGUCCUCAUUAUAUACGGGAGUUUGAUAGAAACUGCAGAACAUUUUGGAUGCAGUUCAGAGGAGAUUGAAAAAUAUUUAAAAGAAUCUCGUGCGAUAUUAUUUGAACAUCGCUCCAAACGUCCAAGACCUCACUUAGAUGAUAAGAUAAUAACUGCUUGGAACGGAUUAAUGAUAAGCGGAUUAUCGAUUGCCGGACUAGCUGUUAACAAUGUAAAGUACAUAAAGUACGCUGAAGAUGCUGCUAACUUUGUAGAGCGUUAUCUGUUUAAUAAGGAAACAGGAUUGCUAUUACGUAGUUGUUAUCGUGGUGAUAACGAUACAAUAACCCAAUGCGCCGUCCCUAUAAACGGAUUCCACGUGGACUAUGCUUUUAUGGUAAGAGGAUUGUUAGAUCUUUAUGAAGCAAGUUUCGAGGCUCAUUGGCUGGAAUUAGCAGAAAAACUUCAGGCAACUCACGACGAACAUUUUUGGGAUGAGGACGCUGGUGGUUACUUUGCUACCACUAAGGAUGAUCCUAGUGUAAUCCUACGACUUAAGGAUGAUCAUGAUGGAGCAGAGCCAUCCAGCAACUCUGUAGCUUGUAGCAAUCUACUGCGACUGGCAUCUUAUUUGGACCGCACUGAACUUAACGAGAAGGCUGAGAAGCUUUUAUCAUACUUCCACGAAUCGAUCACCCGCAUACCAGCUGCGUUUCCAGAACUCGUUUCAGCACUGAUGUUGUACCAUGACAAUGUUACACAGAUUUAUAUCGCAGGUCGUAAGGAUUCUGAUGACACUAAGGAACUUUUAAGGGUGGUGCGAGAGCGCAUUAUCCCCGGAAGAGUAUUACUCCUUGCGGAUCGUGAAUGCUCUGACAACAUCCUGUUCCGUAGGAGCGAAGUAAUGGGCAACAUGAAGUCAUUGGGUGGACGAGCGACAGCUUAUGUUUGUCGUCGUCAUACUUGUUCGUUACCAGUUACAGAACCCGGUGAUUUUGCUGCUCUUCUCGAUGUCAAGCCUUAGAAUCAUCAAUUGAUAUGCAACAAUGUAUUGUGGAUGAUCAGGUAUAUCCUCUGUACUAAGGCGUUAUGGAGUUAAGCUGGGCUUAUUACGCUUUCGUCGAGAUAAUUUAUACAAUUAUAAUGCCUCUGUUUUUGUCCCUGUAUAGGAUGAGUUGAAUAAAUUGUCCCUUGAAUUAUUUUU
Molecule: messenger RNA, 2885 nt
Organism: Cephus cinctus (wheat stem sawfly)
Lineage: Eukaryota; Metazoa; Arthropoda; Insecta; Hymenoptera; Cephidae
Product: spermatogenesis-associated protein 20
Exons: 13
Coding region: 294-2705 (803 amino acids)
Biological process (GO): carbohydrate metabolic process
Source: RefSeq, a predicted model, not a curated record